Blumeria graminis f. sp. triticale is the source of this 1518-nucleotide messenger RNA. NCBI's taxonomy places the organism in Eukaryota, Fungi, Ascomycota, Leotiomycetes, Helotiales, Erysiphaceae. The record is from the annotation of a GenBank genome assembly.
AUGCUACCUAUUCGCGCAAUCAUGCACCAUCAUUCACCAAUCACAAAUGUCCAACGCAUACAACGAAUAUACUCUGGUCCAUCCAAGUUCACACAAAUGAACACUUCAAAAGCAAUUUACGAGUCCCCAUUUUUUCCCAACGAACCCACUAGGCCAGGUAUAAAGACAGCUAUUCCAGGCCCUGAGGGUAAAAAGGCUGUAGAGAAAAUGAAUAGGUUUAUGGAUUGCCGAAGCGUCAAUCUGAUUAUUGACUACCAAAAAAGCUUAGGUAAUUAUAUCGCAGAUGUAGAUGGGAACUAUUUGCUGGAUGUAUAUGCUCAGAUUGCCUCUAUUCCAGUUGGAUAUAAUAACCGAGCUCUUUAUAAAGCUGCCUUCACCAAAGAAAUGGCCACUGCAAUUAUCAAUCGUCCGGCGCUCGGAGUGUACCCUUCAGAAGAUUGGGCAGAAACCGUCGCGUCCAGCAUUCUCAAAGUUGCGCCUUCUGGGCUGAACCAAGUUUUCACUGCACUAGCUGGAUCUGAUGCCAAUGAAUGUGCCUACAAGGCUGCUUUUAUGUUUCGCCGUCAACAGGAGCGAGGAGGAGCCCAUGUUGAGUUUUCCGAAGAAGAAAUUAGAUCGAGCAUGCUGAACCAGGCUCCAGGUGCUCCUCAUCUCUCCAUAAUGUCAUUUAAGACAGGGUUCCAUGGCCGGCUUUUUGGCACCCUCUCUACUACCCGCUCAAAACCCAUUCAUAAGCUCGAUAUUCCAGCUUUCGAUUGGCCACAAGCUAAUUUUCCCCAGCUGAAGUAUCCACUGGAAGAUAAUAUUUUCGAGAAUAAGAGAAUUGAAGCUGAGGCGUUAUCAGAUGUUGAGAGAAUCAUCACUACUUAUCAUUUACCACCCUGCGCUGUAAUUGUUGAGCCCAUUCAAUCCGAGGGCGGCGACAAUCAUGCAUCACCAGACUUUUUUCGUGGCUUAAGAGCCUUGACUAAGAAGUAUAAUGUGCUCAUGAUUGUAGACGAGGUACAGACUGGCAUUGGGGCGACGGGAAAAUUCUGGGCACAUGAACACUGGAAUUUGGACACGCCCCCCGACAUAGUCACCUUUUCAAAGAAAGCUCAAACAGCUGGCUAUUAUUAUGGAAACGUAGAGCUACGCCCCAAUCAAGCAUACCGUCAGUUCAAUACAUGGAUGGGUGAUCCUGCAAGAACGCUUCUUUUCCGCGCUAUUAUAGAUGAGAUUGAGAGACUGGAUCUCGUUAGAAAAACAGCGAAAGUUGGAGAUUACUUGUAUAGCGGAUUCCAGGUAUUAGCAUCAAAAUAUCCAAACGAGGUGGUAAAUUUAAGAGGCAAAGGCCAGGGUACGUUCAUUGCGUUUGAUAGUCCUAGGAGAGAUAUAAUCUUAAAAAAGGCUAUGGAGGUUGGAAUCAAUAUGGGGGGGUCAGGUCAAAACGCGAUUAGGUUGCGGCCGAUGCUCAUCUUUCAGAGGCAUCAUGCUGAUAUCCUACUAGAGGCUAUUGAGAAAAUUAUCAAGCCUUAG